Molecule: messenger RNA, 1539 nt
Organism: Lasiosphaeria miniovina
Lineage: Eukaryota; Fungi; Ascomycota; Sordariomycetes; Sordariales; Lasiosphaeriaceae
Exons: 10
Coding region: 1-1539 (512 amino acids)
Source: RefSeq, a predicted model, not a curated record
AUGGCACUGACCACUAGAUCUUCUCCGAUCUGGCCGGGCUGCAGCUCUCUGGUUCUUGCCCUCGCCAAACCGGCCGUCUGUGCGCAGUGUGAGGCAGCUGUCGACGCCGUGAAGCCACUGUUCUUUGUUGACCCCCUGGCCACUAUCGUCAAGACACUACGAGACAUGGCACUGGCCACAAGAUCUUUUCCGACGUGGUCGGGCAGCUCUCUAGUCUUUGACCUCGCCGAAUCGGCCAUCGUACUCCUUCAAUGGGGUUCCACACAACGGUAUCCCUCUAACUUCUGGAACAGAGACAACGAGGUUACUCUGUCGACGCCUGGAUCCACGGCACGAAAUGGGUCACCGAGUAUCGUGAGGAGCGUCUGGACAUGCGGAGAUCCAAGCAACUUCGACGUUAUUCACCACGACCCGUUCAAGGGCUUUACAGUAAACGGGACACCCAAGUUCGCCAACUCUAGAUACCACCCCGCUCUCCGGACGCAACCCAAUCAGCAGCAGCAGCAGCCACAACAGGAGCCGCAGCUUCGGCACGGCGGAGACACAGAAGGGGGCAGGGGCAAGGACAGUGCUAAUGGACAGAAGACUGCUGGUCGUAGAACAAAGAAGCCAACUCCCUUCUAUGCUUGUUACAUCGGACUAUCAUCUCCCAUUCUGGACAGAGAAGAGCAGGCUGUUACAGAGCAGAUACUACUUCUGGGACUUUCGGGCCAAAAUGUAGAUUCCGAGACCUACGACGAGGUGGGGACAUGGAAGCGCUGGACUUCCUUGUUUGCGCAGAUGCCUAGGGUCAUCACCACCACCUACUAUGUCAUACGGUCCAUCAAUCCCAUCGAAUCGCCGACACCAGGCAAUCCAAUCGAGGCCGAGUGUGAGCUCUGGGCGGCUUGCGAGUGGCUCAUCUACACGGCGUACACGGCGCUGGAGACGCUGCGACAUCACGCCGUGCACAGGGAACUGCGGCAGCUGCCGAUGGGUGAGCUGUGUCGCAUGGCCUUGUCCGACCAGUUCAGCGUGGAGCGCUGGAACUGGUGGAAGCGCCGCCUCGCCGAGCUGGCCGCCCCCUCCAGCGUCGACGCCGAGACCAAGCGGCGCGUUGCCAAGGCGCUUGCGAGCAUGGAGGCGGCCGAGGCCCUACCCAGUAAAGAAGAAGAAGAGCAGAAGGUAAAGGGGAAGGGGGGAGACGGAGGCCAAGGGGGGGGUGACAAGGCGGCAGCCGAGGCCGGACCUAGUAAAGAGGAAGAAGAGGAGAAAGGAAAGGGGAAGGGGGGAGACGGAGACAAGGGGGGGGUGGACAAGGCGGCGGCCGACGCCCGACCCACCAGUACAGUGGAUGAAAAGGAGAAAGGAAAGGGGAAGGGGGGAGACGGAGACCAGGGAGGGUGGAACAAGUCGGGAGACGGAGACAAAGGGGGGAACGAUAAGGUCGGGGGCGACAAGGAUGGAGAAGCCGAUGGAGGCGGCGAGGAGGACGAAGACGUCAAGGACGAAGACGUCAAGGACGAAGACGUCAAGGACGAUGACGUCAAGGACGAGUAG